Molecule: messenger RNA, 1095 nt
Organism: Zingiber officinale
Lineage: Eukaryota; Viridiplantae; Streptophyta; Magnoliopsida; Zingiberales; Zingiberaceae
Exons: 4
Coding region: 1-1095 (364 amino acids)
Biological process (GO): DNA integration
Molecular function (GO): nucleic acid binding
Source: RefSeq, a predicted model, not a curated record
AUGGGUAAAGCUCUAACCAAUGUUGAAGUUGCAAGCCGGCUCAUCAAAUGGGCGACCGAAUUAGGAGAAUAUAAUAUCGUGUAUCAACCUCGAACCGCUAUUAAGGCACAGGCCUUGGCUGAUUUCCUGACUGAGAUUCAUCAGCCUGACUCAGAGGAGACUUGGAGAGUAUAUGUAGAUGGAUCAGCUACACGUCAGGGGAGCGAUGUGGGAGUUCUUCUGAUAUCUCCUCAGGAAGAUGUUUUGCAGCUGGCCGUACAGCUAAACUUCAGAGCCACUAAUAAUGAAGUAGAAUAUGAAGCUUUAUUGGAGGCCUAUGAGAAAAUGAAGCAAGAAUUCAAGGAGGUCAUUAUAAGCAAGAUCCCCAUAUCUGAAAACGGUAAGGCUGAUGAGUUAUCCAAGAUGGACAGCUCCCUGACCACGUGGGUGUUGGAUAGGCCAACAACCCAGACCUUCUUAAUAGCCCAAAUAGAUCUGCAAAACAACAUGGAUGAGAUUAUUGACUGGCGGGCACCUAUGAUUAGUUAUCUUCAACAGGGCACCUUGCCCACAGAUCUGGAACAAGCGCGGCUAAUCAAGAAAAAGGUCCAUGCAUUCACCAUGGUAGGUGAUCAACUAUACAAGCGGGCAUUCUCUCGACCUUUACUCAAAUGUAUAAGUAUAGAAGAAGCUGAUCAGGUCUUGCGAGAGAUGCACUUAGGAUGCUGUGGCAGUCAUGCAGGAGGUCGAACUCUUGCUAAUAAAAUGCUGCUGGCCUGGUAUUUCUGGCUUACUCUGCAAAAAGAUGCUCACCAGUUGGGUAUGGAUAUUGUAGGACCUUUCUCUAUGGCACUUGGCCAAAGGAGAUUCCUGCUGAUAGCUGUAGACUACUUCUCGAAAUUUGGUAUACCCCACAAAUUGGUAUCAGAUAACAGGAGACAGUUUCAGGGUCGGAGGAUCCAGGCCUGGUGUCUGGGAUUUGGCAUCAUACAGGCCUUCACCUCCGUAGCUUAUCCUCAAAGUAAUAGGCAGACCGAGGUGAUCUAUCGAGAAAUUGUACGAGGACUUAAAGUAAAGCUGGAUAAUGCUGGAGGAGAUUGGGUAGACGAGCUAUAA